AUGACCGACGUAGAACAAGGACCACCAUCACCUACCCAAAAUGAAGUCUCGGCAGUUCAAGAGUCUCAGAAAUCAAAGAAAAGAAAGCACGAUGGUAAUACACACACUACACUCGUUGAUAGACCUCGACGACAAGUGCACCCCGUUAUUCCUUACUCUCAAAUGGCAGAGGCCAAGUCACGUACAAGAAAACCCGUUGAAGUUGUACAAGGUGAAGGUAUCCCUCUUGGCCAGAUAUCGCCAAUAGCUCGAGCUAUCGACAGACUCAAGACAACUGAUGACAUGAUCAAAGGCCUACAUAAGUUGCUCUACGGUAGGGUCGGAGCAAAACACGACAUCAAGUCUCAUAUCCGCGCGUUUUCAGGCUUCGUCUUGGGGACUCCGAUAGAUGAAAUGGUUUACAAAGAAAAACUUGAGAAAUGGAAAAUAUCAGGGUUAAAAGACAUGUGUUCACUGUUUAGUCUUAAGUCUUCGGGUGAUAAAGCCUCCGUUGUUGAACGACUUUUCGAAUUUUUGAAGAAGCCUUAUGACACUUCAAGUCCUAAAGAUCGCAAAUCAAAAAAUGCCAAGAAUAAAAAGACCAGUACCUCUAAAACCUCGAAGAAAUCCGCAACUGUAAGAAGAAAAACACCUAAGGAUAUAUUCUUCAUCAAACAACGUGAAAUCUUUAAGGCAAAGGAAGGAAAUGAAUCUGCAUCCAGAUCCGAAGUUGAAAAACAGAUGACUGAAGCUUGGAAUGAUUUGUCAGAAAAGGAGAAGAAACCAUACAUCUCUCUAGCUGAGAACGCGAAUAA
Molecule: messenger RNA, 794 nt
Organism: Acaulospora morrowiae
Lineage: Eukaryota; Fungi; Glomeromycota; Glomeromycetes; Diversisporales; Acaulosporaceae
Source: the annotation of a GenBank genome assembly